Molecule: messenger RNA, 7124 nt
Organism: Solenopsis invicta (red fire ant)
Lineage: Eukaryota; Metazoa; Arthropoda; Insecta; Hymenoptera; Formicidae
Gene: anne
Product: probable cation-transporting ATPase 13A3
Exons: 11
Coding region: 1150-5487 (1445 amino acids)
Biological process (GO): polyamine transmembrane transport; intracellular calcium ion homeostasis
Cellular component (GO): membrane
Molecular function (GO): polyamine transmembrane transporter activity; ATP hydrolysis activity; P-type transmembrane transporter activity
Source: RefSeq, a predicted model, not a curated record
ACCCGUAAUGUAUUUGCGAUCGCGCCAACGAGCAGCACAAGGGAGGCACGAGCACAUAAGCGAGGCGAUAGAAGCUGGUGUAGCGGCCGCGUGCGGUCGCAGAGAUCACGGAUCGUCGUCUUCGAGAGCUAAAGGUGGAACACAGGGUAAAGCGGCGAGCCGUUACCGCGAUCUAGCGUUAACACCGCAGCCGCAACCGCGGCCGCUACGAGGCGGCUCCGCAGGCAGGGGCACUUCAGACCUGGUGUACCUGAAACGCGGCAUGAGCGAGGGUGAACGAGCGGCUACCAUGCCACGAAUCGGCUGGCGAAAGCUCACCGAUCCUGGCGACUGACACGAAUCCAGGAAGCCGAGGGCAGGUCCGAAGCGAUAGCACCAACUACCGCUAUUCGCUCAUCAGCAUCCUCGUUCUCCUGCCGCUCUUUCGACCGUCAUCGUCGGUCCAUGGUCCUGGUACAGCCGCGAGACGGCCUUCAUAGUCCGUUGGACCUUGUCAUCAUUGUCGUCGUCGUCGUCGUCGUCGUCGUCGUCGUCAUUGUCGCGUCUCCCGUGCCAACUCGAUGCCGACCAAAUGCCGGAUAACGUGCCGUUAAGACCCGCUGCGAGGACCUUGAAGAGGGAUCCCGAAAUGGCGGGCAAUCGGUGUCGGUAGCAGACGGGGUUAACAUCCCGAAGAGCGCGACCGUUCAAACGGCACCCACGCCUCGUCGUACCUCGCAGCUCACCGAUCGUCUUCGGCAUUCUCUCCCCCUUCCCUUUCGUCUUCGCGUUUCAAUGUUCCGGCUGAAUUUUUAGUCACAUCGAGCUAUCUGAGGUGACCUUGAGAAGCGCCCACAUAUGGACAAUAAUUUGUUAGGUACUAAGGCUAGUGUUAAAUUAAAAUACGUACUAGUGAAGAAGCACAAGUAGAACAGAAGAGGCAGGUAGAGACAGGUCAAGUAAAGGAGGAAAAAUCUUUGAAGAUAGAAAUCGGAUGGACAAUAGAAGGAGAGAAAGAGAGAGAGAACGAGAAAAAUUAAGAUAAGAGGGAAAGAAAUAUUGCAUUAUUAAAGUUUAUCGAAGGAAAGAUUCCGUUCGUUUGAAAGUUUUCCAGACAGUUAGUCAGUUCCCUUGAAUCACGUUUCGGUUGAGCUGCAUUUUCUCGCGAGUAUGCCGCCGACACCGAAUAAGCUGAACCUGAGCUUCACCAGAAAUGCUUAUAGUGUUUUCGGUAGUCGUAAUGAGACUACCGUAAACGAGCAUCAGCGCGAGCAAAAGACGGAACUGCUAGAGGGUAGCAGAACCAAUGGCCUUCUGCAUUUGAAGAAUGGCGUGGAUUACAUCAAUCCCGGUGAAGAGGACCAAAUGGAAAUUUAUGGUUAUAGACGAAACCGUGUAUGGACCGUUAUUAUUUGGUUCCUGAUCAUUAUCACUGGAGGUCUCCUGAGGCUGGUAUUCCAUUGGGUGCCGCAUCUCAUGAUCUUAGCGACCCAUACCAAAUGUUCUUUAGAAGACGCAGAAACUGUUUUACUGAUUGAGAAGUUUCAAGGAAAACACACGAGUUAUUAUGUGAAGAAAUUGAGGAACUUGACCGCUCAGGAAGUUAUUAACAAAUCUUUUCACGAAGAAUCUCUGAUCGAUGAGACAUGGGAUGGAAGUGUAAUAACCACCAAAGAAGAAAAGGAUACAUGUCCAAUGUUGUCCGUGCAUCUUUGCGGGGGUCAAUUCAAACAGGUACCAUCCAUAACCAUUUUCAAUUGCAAGAAGUUGACCUAUGUCUGGGACCCGGAGAGAUCGGAAUUUUUGAAACUGCGUGGUCUCGACACUGAUGUUCUGAUAUCCACGUUGCAUCAAGCACAAGGUCUUAGUUCUCACGAACAGUACAUGAGGCGUAACGUUUACGGCAAUAAUGAGAUCGUGAUUCCCGUAAAGAGCAUAUUCACAUUGCUCUGUCUCGAAGUACUCAAUCCAUUCUAUGUCUUCCAACUGUUCAGUUUUUGUCUUUGGGUCGCGGAUGACUAUUAUUACUACGCCAUGGUCAUUCUCGCGAUGUCAAGUGCCGGCAUUACAAUGGCUGUCUUCCAAACGCGACGAAAUCAGCAUAAUUUACGCUCGACGGUGCAUUCGUCCGAUGUCGCAACAGUCAUGCGAGAUCGUACUACCGGUCAAACUGCAACAGUGCCGGCUGAACGCUUGGUGCCAGGCGACGUCUUGGUCAUUCCAUCACACGGAUGUUUAAUGCCUUGCGACGCUGUGCUGCUCACUGGCAACUGUAUUCUCAACGAGUCCAUGCUGACAGGUGAAUCCGUACCUGUUACGAAAACGCCAGUUCCUUCUUCCAAUGAUGUGAUAUACAAUACCAAAGAACAUGCUAGGCAUACGCUCUUUUGCGGUACCAGGGUUAUUCAGACGAGAUACUACGGAAGUGAGAAGGUACUGGCGGUAGUUAUCAGAACAGGUUUCAAUACCAGCAAAGGUGAUCUUGUUCGAUCCAUCAUGUAUCCCCCGCCCGUGGAUUUCAAGUUUGAGCAGGACUCGUACAAGUUUGUCGUACUGUUAGCAUUCAUAGCUAGCAUUGGUGUUAUUUAUACUGUUGUGACAAAAAUGAUGAGAGGCGUCCACGGCAGUCAUAUUGCUCUAGAAGCGUUAGAUCUCAUCACCAUUGUGGUGCCGCCGGCAUUGCCAGCUGCCAUGACGGUCGGACGUCUCGUGGCGCAACGUAGAUUGGAAAAGAAGAAAAUAUACUGCACAAGCCCACGAACAAUUAACGUAUCGGGAUCCAUCGAUUGCAUUUGCUUCGAUAAGACUGGAACGUUAACCGAAGACGGUCUGGAUAUGUGGGGCGUGGUGAGCGUAUCGGAGGGGAAGUUCCAGUUACCCUUCAAGGACAUCGCUAGUCUACCGUUGUCCGAGGUUCUUAUCGGCAUGGUCACGUGCCAUGGAAUUACCAUAAUCGAUAACCAAUUGGUGGGAGACCCGCUCGAUCUGAAAAUGUUUGAAUCCACUGGAUGGACGCUGGAGGAACCUGACGUGUCUGACACAUCUAAAUUCUCCAUGCUUUUCCCGACGAUCGUCAGACCAGCGAAGGAUUCCAAGCUUCUCAAGAGACUGCCCAACGAUUUCGGCGAUACGCUCAGUCGACAAAAUUCCUUGUCUUCCGACGUAGUAGACGGUAUAUCUCUUAACAAUCUCCGUUCGGACGCUACGACAGAAUUGGGCGAGCAAGGACUGGAAGUGGGUAUUGUCCGGCAAUUUCCUUUUACAUCGAGUCUUCAGAGAAUGAGCGUGAUUACUAGAACAUUGGGCGCAAAUCACUACGAUCUUUUUUGCAAGGGCAGUCCGGAAAUGAUCUUCAGUCUCUCAAGAGCAGAAUCCAUUCCUCCAGAUUUCACAGCCGUUUUACAAGAAUAUACCUCCGAAGGAUAUCGAGUAAUCGCUCUCGCCCACAAAUCCCUGAAUCGUCUUCCGUACGCCAAAGUGCAACGCAUAAAUCGUGAAGCCGCCGAGACUGAUUUAACAUUCUUGGCUCUUAUAAUUAUGGAGAAUCGAUUGAAACCUGAAACUUCACCGGUGAUUGCUGAACUGAACACUGCUUGCAUCAAAACGGUGAUGGUGACGGGCGACAAUAUGUUGACUGCACUUUCGGUAGCUAGGGACUGUGACAUCGUGAAACCAGGCACGCCAGUGAUCGCCGUCUCGACGAAUCAACAGAAUCAACCGAAACCGCAGAUUUAUUUCACAAAGAGCGAUAGUCAACCAUCACCGACUUCACCGAACGGUCAGCCUGAUCUCAGUGAAAUGACUGAUCUGAACAGCGUAGUUAGCUUGGAAACUGUAGAAAGCGGUUCUUUCGGCAAUACCAAGUUGGAGAACGAUAUCAAUUAUCUUUCGGACGAUGUUCAAUAUUCUAAGAACAAAUACGUGUUCGCGCUGACGGGAAAAACGUGGGCGUUAAUAAAGCAGUAUUAUCCAGAAUUGAUACCCAAGGUGGUCACUCGCGGUGCCAUUUUCGCGAGAAUGUCGCCCGAUCAGAAGCAGCAGUUGGUUCAAGAACUGCAGUCCUUAGGAUACUAUGUUGCCAUGGUGGGAGAUGGUGCUAACGAUUGUGGUGCGUUGAAAGCGGCGCACACCGGGAUAUCCUUAUCGGAUACGGAAUCUUCCGUUGCCUCACCCUUCACCAGUCGCGAGACCAAUAUCUCCUGCGUCUUGACAGUAAUACGCGAGGGUCGUGCCGCACUGGUAACCUCUUUUGGCAUUUUCAAAUACAUGGCUGCCUAUUCGCUCACGCAAUUCAUCUCUGUGAUGCUUCUCUACAGUAUCGAGUCCAAUCUAACGGACAUCGAGUUUCUGUACAUCGAUCUUUUCAUCAUUUCCAUAUUCGCUUUCUUUUUCGGCCGCACCGAGGCCUAUGAGGGCCCAAUGGUGAAAAUGGCGCCGCUCAAUAGCCUCAUCAGCACAUCGCCGAUACUUAGUCUGAUCACCCAACUUGUGAUCGUCGCAAUCUUCCAAUACAUGAGUCUUUGGCAUUUACGGCAAAUGUCGUGGUUCGUACCAUUCAACGCGACCGGAACCGAAGAUAAGGAUGACGUGGGCUGUAUGGAAAAUUACACUGUCUUCAUCGUUAGUUCCAUACAGUACAUUGUCCUGGCGAUAGCAUUUUCCAAAGGACCGCCGUACAGAAAGUCCCUCUUCACCAAUUACGGCCUACUCACCUCCUUCGUAUUCCUUAGUCUCUUCUCCAUCUAUCUCGCGAUAUGUCCCUUUCAGUGGCUGGCCAAGUGGUUCGAGCUCGUGUUGCCUAACGAUCUGGGCUUUCGCUUCAUCCUGGUUGGUUAUGGCGUGAUAAAUUUCGUGAUCGCGCUACUGGUUGAGUAUCUUUUUGUGGAGUACCUCGUGUUCGGUAAGCUGCGCUAUCGCUGGCACGACGUGGAUAAAUCUCGACGGAAGUUUCUAGCUAUCGAACGAGACAUGGCACGCGAUCUCAAGUGGCCGAUGAUCUCUCAGGAGCCGCUACCGGAAGUGGCGCCAAAUUUAUUAAUUCGGCAAAAUGUCACCGAGAUCAAGAUCGAAAAACGGAUCACCGAAUCAUGCCUACCCGCCGAUACCAGCUUCAUGAACAGCUCGCCGAUUUGUACCGGCUUCAAGCACUUCGGGUCCGCUCGCGAGGUUACCCUCAAUCCCAGAUCUCUCUUCAACGAUUGCCGAAAUACAGUGUCAAUGCAGACUGUGCCAUGCUUCGAGGACAAGGACUUAUCGCCGAAACAAUCGGAUGCGGAAACCACCGUGAAGCGACGGCACAAUUCGGAAUCGGCGAAUGGCAUUAAUCGUUACGAGAAGCCCUACAUGAAUCACAAUACCAAUCCCAUUGCGACUCUUCCUAGAAAUCCGAACGCGACUCUUCAGCCGCAGAAACUGAGGGACUUCAAGGACAUCUUGGUGCACAAGAGCGACGAUCGAGUGUCGUCUAAUACUCAGAACGUGCUUGAAUUAGAUAUCUUGCCGUCCUGAGGUUUGAAGCAUUUGAAAGAUAGGUCGAGAGGUAGCUGAAUCAAUCAUCGGACGGUCAUCAUAAAUUAAUUAAGCAUAUUAUUUGACAUAUUAUUUCUAAUCAACGCAUUUAGGGUAUCGGGUCGAUGUAAGGCAUAAUUUUAAAAAAGCCUGUACCUUUGGUACAACAACCUCGUGUUUUCAAAUGUCUGAUGCACUUGUAAUCUCGAUUUUCGAUAAGCUCUCCUUCCAUCCGAUUCUUGUGAUAGCUAGAAUGCGUACGAUUUGACGCGAUGAGUUGAUCAUGAUGACGACUAGUUUUAUGUAAGAAGUGAACGGUGCCCAGUUAGAAUUCUGUAUUCGAUCAGGCAAAUUCUGAAUCGAUGCAUUUAAUUGACAACGGUAUCCUCGACUUGGUGAUUAAUGACGUUACUUAAGCUACAUAUAAGAAUAAAUUGGAAGUUAGGACAGCAUUGUGUGUGAAGCUGUUUAGUCAUUAUCUGCGAUCUCUAGCUAUUCAAUUAGACCUGAUUAUCUCAUUAUUCUUUUGUAGAGCAGCUCAUCUUUCGCCUGGGAGUGAUUAGUAUUUAACAUGUAAUUUGUUGCAUACAUGCAUAUGUAACUUAUUACACUUAUUAAUAUGUAAUUUAUAAUCAUUAUUUAAUUUCCCGUAAAUAUCACUUUUUGACAUAGAAUUAUUUAUAUUUAUCAACUCAGGCCAGGGUUCCUUUUGACCCAUUCCUCCUUUAUCCCCUAGUCCUCUUCUUUCUUUUCCUCAUUCGUAGCCGAGAGCGGAAAAGUAUUAUUGUUAUUUAUCUUCAAAAGCAAGAAAUUGUAAAUUGUAUAUUGUAUAUUAUGCAAAGGUGAAUGCGCUCUGAACGGGAAGCGUAGCGUAUUGUGUUUUAAAAACGUUAAUAUUUACGGCAACGUUUAUUGCAGGAUCUUAGAAUGAAGCGAGAACUCCGAGAACAACUCGGCGUGAUAACACUGUCUUUUUCACUGCGAUUUAAAUAUUUAAAUAUUUAAGCUAAUUCGCGACUCUUAAAUCUCCAAAGUACGUUUAGCUGGGACGGAAAUUAACAAUAACUACCUGGCCGCUAUUCCCCGAGCACUCGUCUCGUUUCCCAAUGCAUUUUUAUACUUCCCAAUUUUAUUAUUGUAUUUAUUCAAACAGCAUAAUUGUACAGCGUAAAUAAUUUAUAGCGCAUACAUAGGCGCGUUGCAUUUUAUGGAACGAUGAGAUUCGAUGAGAAGUGAUUAUGAAUGAUGAUUGGGAUAGCAAAUUAAUUCGUUGUGCUGCUUGUUAAAUGUUCAUCUCGAAAGUAAUUCCACGACGAAAAAUUGAACUUAAACUAGAGAUGAUGUUGCAAAGAGUUUGGUGAUUGUCGGAGAUGUGCAUAUUUAAAUGUAUUAAAUAAUGGAAUUAUCGUGAAUACUAUGCGAUGUUAUAAAAUAGGCCAAAUCGAUAGCGAUAAAUUAGAUGUUAUCGUCAUUCGGAGCCGAUUAUGUACUGUUAAAUAACUACGUCAAAAUAAAGAAAAAUGUACUUACAAAGUAUGCGCAACGGAUAUAGAUACUUAAUCGCGUUGAUUCACUUACGACGCUAUAGUUCGUGUUGAAAAGUAGCGGUUGUCAAAUAAAAUUAUGUUUUUAAUGUA